GCCCCGCCCCUCAAGCUUCCAUAAGCCAAAACCGAAAAAAAAAAAAAAAUCAUCGGAGAAUCCGAUUCCCAAAUCGACGAAGCGUACGCUCCGAAUCGCCGCCGCCGCCGCCGCCUCCUCCUCCUCCCUGAAACAUUCGAUCUCCGCCGCGUCGAGAAGCAGCGCCGCCGGGACCCGAUGUCGUCGUCGCCGUUCGCCGACACCAGCACCGCCACGGCGCGCCUGAUGCCGCGCGCGGGCCAGUCCUUCUUCGCCACGCGCCGCCCCUGGCCGCAGUUCUUCAGCCUCCCCUCCCUCUCCCGCCCCUACUCCCUCGGCGAGGCCGGCGCCCGGAUCCGGCGCAACCUCGACUACUUCCGCGUCAACUACACCAUGAUCGCCCUCGGCAUCCUCUUCCUCAGCCUCCUCUGGCACCCGGUCUCCAUGAUCGUCUUCCUCGUCGUCUUCGUCGCCUGGUUCUACCUCUACUUCUUCAGGGACGAGCCCCUGGUCCUGCUCGGCCGCACGGUCGACGACCGCCUCGUGCUAGGGUUCCUCGCGGUGGUCACGGUCGUGGCCCUGGUCCUGACGAGCGUGUGGCUGAACGUGCUGGUCUCGGUCCUGAUCGGGGCUUUCGUGGUGGCCGUGCACGCCACGUUCCGGGGCACGGACGACCUGUAUGUCGACGAGCAAGACGCCGGCGACGGCGGGUUGCGGUCGUUCGUGGGAAGCCCCACGCGUGCUGGAUACACCAACUUCUAAAUGUAAUUCGGUGCGCAAUUUCUCUUAAUUGCGGCGAAAUGGGUCCUCCGCGCGACGCGAGAUUUGGGUUUUCAGGAGCUUAACGUGUAGUUCUCGUGGUGAAUUGAUGACGACUCGGGUCUUGCUGCGGAGGUUUAAUUGGAUGGCAUCAUCAGUUGAUGCCGGGUAGUGAGUACUGCUGGUUCCAUUCCUUUUUCUCUUUAGUGGGCAAUGUUUGUAUAAUGGCCAGUGUAGAUUGACCUGAUACUUUUGGAGAUAUGAUUACAAUCAGCUUCACCUUUGCUUCCA
Messenger RNA from Eucalyptus grandis, 1029 nucleotides. RefSeq names its product PRA1 family protein E. Gene Ontology annotation, cellular component: Golgi apparatus; endoplasmic reticulum. Gene Ontology annotation, biological process: vesicle-mediated transport. The coding region runs from base 178 to 741 and encodes 187 amino acids. NCBI's taxonomy places the organism in Eukaryota, Viridiplantae, Streptophyta, Magnoliopsida, Myrtales, Myrtaceae. The transcript has a single exon. The record is from RefSeq and is a predicted model, not a curated record.